CGAACAUUUCAGUACCAAGAUUCUCUGCCUUCCCUGCCAGUACCUCCUCUUCAUGAAUCUUUGAGUAAAUAUCUUGAUGCAGGUAUAAGUCCAUUAUAGGGUUACCAGUAGCAAGGCAAACAAGAAAUAAACUAAUGGUAGUGUCCAGCAGCCUCAAAAAUUACUUGGACCUCAUUGUAUAGGCACUGAAUCACCAGAAACACACCUCACACACAACCCUCCAUUCUGUUUCCCACUGACUUAACAAUCUAAGUAUAAAUAUAACAGAAAAUACAUUAUAUGCCAGUGAAGCCAUUUCUAAAUCAAGAAGAAUAUCAAAGAACCGAGGAUAUAGUUAAAAAAUUUGAAAAUGGCAUUGGAAAAGAGUUGCAUCAGAAAUUACUGGAAAGAGCUAAAAUGAGAAGGAAUUGGCUGGAGGACUGGUGGCUGAAUGUGGCUUAUCUUGAUCUUCGCAUCUCAACACAAAUACACUGUAACAUGGGAGGCCCUGGUCCCUAUAUUGAACACUGUUGGCCACCAAAAGAGGGCACUCAGAUAGACAGAGCCUGUGUAAAUAUAUGGCACACCCUGAAAUACUGGGAUCUAUUACGAACAGAGAAGGUUGCCAUAGAGAGAUCUGGGAAUACUGUUCUGGACAUGAACCAAUUUCGAAUGCUCUUCUGCACUUGCAAAAUUCCUGGACUUACCAGAGACUCUCUCAGCAGUUAUUUUAAAACUGAGGCUGAAGGUGAAUGUCCAUCUCACUUGAUAGUCCUGUGUCGAGGUCGGAUAUUUGCAUUUGAUGCUGUGCAUGAAGGCAACAUGCUGACUCCUCCAGAGAUUUUCAGGCAACUUACGUAUAUACAGAAGAGAUGCUAUAGUGAACCAGAUGGACCAGGGCUGGCAGCCCUAACAAGCAAUGAAAGGACAAAAUGGGCAGAGUUACGGGAAUAUUUGAUUCAUCUUGAUCCAAAGAACUUAACUCUUCUGGAAAAAAUUCAGAGAAGUUUGUUUGUGGUUGGCCUUGAUGAUUCUAGUCCCCAUGCAACUCCUGAGGACUACACAGAGCUUACAAGGCUGGGGCUAACAGGUGAUCCGACUGUGCGCUGGGGAGAUAAAUCCUACAACAGCAUAUUCUUUUCCAAUGGAACCUGUAGUGCAUUCUGUGAUCAUUCUCCUUUUGAUGCCAUGGCUUUAAUUACCAUGUUAUCUUUUGCUGAAAAGAAGAUUAUUGAAAAUGAGGGAAAAUGGAAGGGAUCAGAUAAUGUGAGGGAUAUUCCAUUGCCAGAGGAACUUGUAUUCACAGUGGAUCCAAAAAUAAUAAAUGAAAUUGGAUGUACUAAAGAAAUGUAUUACAAGAAGGUGUCUGACUUGCAGCUGGUGUCUUACGCCUUCACAUCCUUUGGCAAAGCAUUGAUUAGAAAGAGGAAACUUCAUCCUGAUACAUUUGUGCAGCUUGCUCUUCAGCUUGCUUAUUACAAAUGCCAUGGACGUCCGGGCUGCUGUUACGAAACUGCCAUGACCAGACGUUUCUAUCAUGGCCGCACAGAGACCAUAAGGCCAUGUACUGUGGAAGCAGUGGAGUGGUGCAAGUCCAUGCUGGAUCCUUCUGACAGUAAUUAUCAACGGCUACAACUAAUGCAUAAGGCAUUUGCAAAGCACAACAAAAUGAGGAAGGAAUGUGAAAAUGGAAAAGGCUUCGAUCGUCAUCUUCUGGGUCUCCUGCUCAUAGCACAGGAGCAAGGGCUGCCAGUGCCAGAACUGUAUGGGGAUAAGGCCUUCACAGCCAGUGGAGGAGGUGGGAAUUUUGUCCUUUCAACUAGUCUGACUGGCUACACUAGGUUUAGUGGAUCUGCACUUCCUAUGGUACAACAUGGCUAUGGCUUUUUUUAUUCAAUUAGAGAUGACAGGAUUGUUACUUCCUGUUCUUGUUGGAAAUCCUGUCCAGAGACUGAUGCAGAAGUGCUGUGCAGAACUCUGUUCCAGUGUUUUCAUGACAUCCUGCAGUUAACAGUUACAGCUCAGCUGUAAGCUUGAUAAUGAUGUAAGAGGUUUUGCAAGCUCACAGGUUGUAUGUAGUGCUUAAAAACAAAAUGCUACUCAAGAGUACUGUUAUAUUCAAGACAUUUAAUGAUCUAUGUGACAUAUAUCUAUUUUUAUGAGAUUUACUGUGGUAACAGUACCCAUUU
This is a messenger RNA of Cyanistes caeruleus (blue tit), 2168 nucleotides long. RefSeq names its product carnitine O-octanoyltransferase (gene CROT). Gene Ontology annotation, cellular component: peroxisome. Gene Ontology annotation, molecular function: carnitine O-octanoyltransferase activity. The record is from RefSeq and is a predicted model, not a curated record. NCBI's taxonomy places the organism in Eukaryota, Metazoa, Chordata, Aves, Passeriformes, Paridae.